UCUGGUAACUCCCAUUACUUUCCUGCCGAUGACGUCAGCGCGGAAGAUGGCGGCGGCAAGGAAGACGGGAUCUAUGAACUCCGCGAUGCGAAUAAUGGCAGUUUUACUGUCACUGCAGAUCCUUUCUAUGAACUGCGCAUCUGUAGCGAAAGCUGACGCGACUAAUAAGACGAGCAAUAAACCUGGAAAGGACACUCUCAACAUCAGCACCGAAGCAGCUGACACUCCCACCACUCCAGACCAGACUACUGACAAACCACCAAAGCCCACCACAACACCUGCAGACCAGCCCGAGCCCACCACAACACCUGCAGACCAGCCCAAGCCCACCACAACACACACAGACCAGCCCAAGCCCACCGAAACACACGCAGACCAGCCCAAGCCCACCACAACACACACAGACCAGCCCAAGCCCACCAAAACACACGCAGACCAGCACAAGCCCACCACAACACCUGCAGACCAGCCCAAGCCCACCACAACACCUGCAGACCAGCCCAAGCCCACCGAAACACACGGAGACCAGCCCAAGCCCACCACAACACCUGCAGACCAGCCCAAAGCUGUGUCCACCCCUGCGGCUCACAACACUGAGAGCACCUCCGAUUACACAAGCGACCGCACCACGUGGGCUUUUGUCUUUGGAGACGACGAUGAUGAUGAUGAUGAGCAUUCUAGUGAAAACCUCACUGAGCCACCUCCAAACAUCAAGGAUGAGGAUGAGAGGAAAAACCCUAUCCUCACUGAAGAAUCUAAUGAUCAAAGCAAGGUCCCAAUCCACACCCCACAGGAUGAAGAUUCCCAUUUCUUCUUCCAUCUGGUCAUCAUCGCUCUUCUGGUGGCCAUCGUGUACAUCACCUACCACAACAAGAGGAAGCUGAUGCUGUUGGUUAAGAGUCGCCGCUGGUGGGAAACUUUCUGCUCUCGAGGGGUGAAGUAUCACCGGCUCGACCAGAACGUCAACGAGGCCAUGCCCUCGCUCAAGAUGACCGACAAAACCUGUUAGCCUGCACCAGAACGCCCUCGUCCUCAAAGCCUCUAAACUCGCACGUGUCAGUGUUUAGGAAUAGAUUAAAUCAAACAGGUCAAAUUUAAUCUUGACAAACUAUGUAUCAUUAUAAAGAUCUAAGCCUCAAGCAUCGACGACAGAUCCCUGUUUUUCAAUGGAAAGCUUAUAAAGACUUUAUUUGCUACAUUUGUGUAAGCAGUACACAUAAAAAAAUAAACUAUGAAAACGCUGUAAAUCCCGGUUUAGUUAGGAAGGUGAGGGUCCACUGAACGACAUAUAACGAAGCAAUAACGUUAAUAAUAUGGAUCAUAAUUCCUUUGUUUACAUUUCAGUUCUUCAGCGACAGUAUUGUUUGCGUCCGUUACGGAAUAACUUACGGUCGUAAAACUGCGUCUUGGUAGUAAAAACACGGCAUGGUUUUGCAGUUUACAGAGUCACAAACAGAACGAGGAGAUGGUUUAUUUGAAUUUGGCGUUUCUCCUGGGAGCUGGUGACACGCUCUGCUGCACCUGUCAGCUGAUGGAGGCGGAACUUACAGCGAUCGUCUUUUUCCUUUCUUUCUUUUAUUUUUCAAAAGUUUUUAUAUAUGUGAGACUGUGUUUUAUGUUGAAUGUGAAUGUAUCUGCAUGAUUACCAUCUGUUUUAUUGCAAAUGAGCCCAAAUCAGCUCGCUAUCACUGUAUGAUGACGGCUAUCAAAGUGAACGCGUCUAAAUGAAUAGAGAGAGUGGAUUAUUUACUUUAUGGCACAUUUGGGUUAUUACCAUCUGUAUAAGUGGCCAUCAGCACAUCAGCACUUAUUUGCAUCGGAAUUCAUUGUGAAAUAUGCAUUUCUAACAAUCUCAGGAUGUUCUAUAUUUUCAAACAUUUUAUUUUUCUUAUUAUUCUUAUUUUUCUUACUCAAAUUAUUCUUACUGUAUUUUUCUAGUGCUCAAAUAAAUCAUUUAUAUGAUG
Messenger RNA from Carassius gibelio (silver crucian carp), 1964 nucleotides. RefSeq names its product keratinocyte-associated transmembrane protein 2. Lineage: Eukaryota; Metazoa; Chordata; Actinopteri; Cypriniformes; Cyprinidae. The record is from RefSeq and is a predicted model, not a curated record. The coding region runs from base 29 to 1009 and encodes 326 amino acids. The transcript is spliced from 4 exons.